ACUGUCAAUGGCAGGAUAUCAGCUCUGGUCUCCAUGGACCCCACUGGACGAGAGCUUCCAAUGGCUGCGACAUACAACACCGACACCUUCUUCCAAACACCCUUUCAGAAUUUCCCCCUGCUUCCCACACACUCCUUCUGACCUGGAAGUCCAGUUGUGCUUUCAAGAGGUCACUCUGCUCCUAGACAGCCCAUUUCUGGGUACUGGAGCGAAUCCAAAGUUACCCUGCCACACAUCAGAGCUCCGAACCAUGAACAGUAAGAAAGGGCAGGUCAGAAAGCCCCAGCCUGUCCGCCUCAGUGGUGUAGACUCCGUCUUUGGCAGGGUCAUCACAGCUCAGCCGCCAAAGUGGACUGGGACCUUCAGAGUUUCAGACAAGUCAGCCUUUUGCAAAAUCAUCAGUCGGGAGCACCAAUGGCCCACUGGUCUUAAGGAGCCUCAGAUUCAGAUGACCGUGGCUAUGUGCAAACAGAUGCUACGCUCUAUUCUCUUAUUGUAUGCAGCAUACAAGAAGUGCACUUUCGCCUUGCAACAUUCCAAGUAACGAGUCUCUUGAUUUCCAGUUCUCACACACAUGGCCUUUGGUAUGUGCCUGAAGCUU
Elephantulus edwardii (Cape elephant shrew) is the source of this 601-nucleotide messenger RNA. It is a transcript of the gene FANCD2OS, whose product is annotated as FANCD2 opposite strand. The transcript has a single exon. Bases 8 to 544 code for a protein of 178 amino acids. The record is from RefSeq and is a predicted model, not a curated record. NCBI's taxonomy places the organism in Eukaryota, Metazoa, Chordata, Mammalia, Macroscelidea, Macroscelididae.